Molecule: messenger RNA, 7362 nt
Organism: Mercenaria mercenaria
Lineage: Eukaryota; Metazoa; Mollusca; Bivalvia; Venerida; Veneridae
Product: kinesin-like protein KIF15
Exons: 36
Coding region: 145-4266 (1373 amino acids)
Biological process (GO): microtubule-based movement
Molecular function (GO): microtubule binding; microtubule motor activity; ATP binding
Source: RefSeq, a predicted model, not a curated record
CGGCAAAUAUAAAAAAUUGGAAUCUGAAAGACUAACGUUCAUUGUCCACUUAUUCUCUCUCCACUUGUAUCGAAAGACCAAUUGCUUAUAUGAGACAAAACAAGAUUCAUAUUAUAUCAAAGAACAAGAAACAUUCAGUUUAAAAUGGCAACUGAUACAGGCCAAGGUGAUGGAGGGGAUAAUAAUAUCCAAGUAUUUGUGAGAAUCCGGCCUCCAGGGCCUGAUGAACCAGCUUACACGAGAGUAGUCGAUGUUGAUCCUAAUAACUCCCAAAUUAUUCUGAGACAGGAGCCAAAUCCUCGCGUAUUUGCAUUUGAUUAUGUGGCAGAUACUGACUCUAAACAGGAGACAAUUUUCUCUGUGCUGGGAAAGAAGGUGAUAGAGAACUGUAUUACAGGCUACAAUGGAACUAUAUUUGCUUAUGGACAGACCGGGUCGGGCAAAACAUUUACAAUGAUGGGACCAUCGGAAGAUGCUGACAACUUUCAGCAUGAAUUGCGUGGUGUGAUUCCUAGGAGUUUUGAAUAUUUAUAUAACCUCAUCGCCAGGGAAAAAGAGUUGCAUGGUGAUAGUAAAGAGUUCUUGUGUAAGUGUUCCUUCCUAGAAAUAUACAAUGAACAGAUAUUUGACCUCUUGGAACCAUCGUCUAAUUCUCUGCAUCUACGGGAGAGCCUGAAGACUGGGGUAUAUGUGUCUGGCCUAUCUGAACAGGUGGUUGCUGAUGCUAGCGAAGCAUAUGAGGUAUUAAGUUCCAGUUGGAUGAACAGAAAAGUUGCGUCUACAGCAAUGAACAGAGAGAGUUCAAGAAGCCAUGCUGUUUUCACAUUACAGAUUGAAUCAAAGGAGUAUAAAGGUGGGUUAGAAAACAUAAAAACAUCGUCAUUGAAUCUCGUGGAUCUUGCGGGAAGCGAACGACAGAAAGACACUGGGGCAAGUGGUCUUCGUCUAAAGGAAGCGGGAUCAAUUAAUAAAUCAUUGUCUAACCUUGGAAACGUCAUAAUGUCGUUAGUGAGUGCAGCAAGAGAUGGCAAGAAGAGAUUCAUACCUUACAGAGACUCAAAGCUUACCUUUCUCUUACGGGAUUCUCUAGGAGGCAAUGCCAAGACAAGUUUGAUUGCCUGUGUACACCCUGGACACAAGUGUUUUGGAGAGACACUCUCGACAUUGUUGUUUGCAAAGAGAGCGAAGAUGAUCAAAAAUAAGGCUGUCCUCAAUGAAAACUCCUUGGGCAACAUAAAACAAUUGCAGGCAGAAAUGAAGGUGCUUCGCGAGGAGUUAAAUCAAUAUAAAAUGGGACUCAUACCUCAGCAACCUGCUAUAGCUCCGGCAGAGAGUAUGCCAGUUCUCAGGCAGAUGUUUUUACAGGCCAUGAUGCUAAGGCAACUAGCUGAAUCGGAAAAACAGGAGUUACAUGUUAGAGUGGAAAAACUACGGGAACUGUGCGAGAAAAGAGACAAAGCCAUACAGACAAACAAGAUGAUUAUCAAAUUCAGGGACAACAACAUAAAACGCCUCGAGGGAAAAACAAAAGAAGUUAAAGAAACAAGGGAGGAAGACUUGUUGAAAGAGCUGGAGGUUUUACGUACACAGAAUGAACACCAUCCUGGUGUAGCAGCACUUUCAGGCGAGGUCCAUAGACUGAAGAAAUUAGUGAAAAAUCUCCAGGAAGAUAGUGGUGUCUUAGUUAAUGUACAUGAAGACAGUCAGAAAGUGAGACAGUUGGAAGAAGAAUUUCAUAAACUGAUAGCGGAACAAAACAAUAAAGAUGAAAAGCCGAUUACCCCUCAGCGGGUGGAUGUUGUAUCAACAGCAACAAUUGAGAAGAUGAGGUCUCAGAUUGAGCAGCUGCAAGAAGAAUUAACCAUAUGUAAACAGGCAGCUGAAAAGCAGGAGUUACUUAGCAAGAAUGAGAUUGAGUCAUUCAAGAAGUAUGUGGCUGAACUAGAGAUGGUUAUUUCAGCAAACAAUAUGCGCACCAAGCUAGAGAAAGCUGCCAUAAAUGAAAUGCACAGACAGACUGUUAUGACAAUAACAACUCCGAAAAAAGAACGUUACCGAUUAAGAAAUAGAACUGUAGUAGCACCUUCAGAUACACCAGACCUUGACACUACCAUACCAUUUGAGAACGAGGGAUCACCUGCUGAGGCCCCGCCAGAGGAGGAAGGUAUAUUGGCAGAAGACGUUCCCGAGGAGGUGGAACAGCAAGCACAGGAGGCCCUGCUUGAUCAGAUAAAACAUCUGCAGGAGAAAAAUAUGGACAUGGAAACGCGUCUGUCAGAGUAUGAGACAGAGAGGGUAAAACAGUUACACCAACAAACUGUCCUCGAGUCCCAACUGAGCAGUAUAGAAGAGUUACUUGACAAAGAGAGGAUAACAGUUAGCAGUUUGAGAGAAGAACUAAACCAGGCGGAACCCAAACUUAAAGCAGCAAAUGAGGAAAGGGAGAAUGCUGUUGGAGAAACACGGGAUUUGAGGUUACUGCUGGCACAGGCUGAUAAAGAACUCAAAGAAAAUAAAGAGAAAAUGAAGUUGGUCAAAGCUGAGAAUGACAAAUACAUUGAAGGUGUUGAGUCCAAAUUUGCACAGUUUGCUCUUGCUCUUGAACAAAUGGAAAAAAAGGAAGAAAAAUUGAAUGAAGAAAACGAAAGCUUACUGUAUUCGCUUGAAGCUGAAAAAGGUACCAGACAGUUUUUUGAAGACCAUGCACUGAAGUUGGAAUUGACUAAGAAAGAAAAUGAGCUCAAAAUAAAAGAGCUGGAAAAUAAUCUUCAGAUUGCUGAGCAAACAUUACUGGAAGAGAAGGAUAUGAGGGAGAGUAUGGAAGGUCAGCUUAGCUGUGAAGGCAAUGAAAAAGAGAGAAAGAUGCUGAAGACAUGUGAGGAGAACAAACAGUUGCAGAUAGAAUUCCACUCCUUACAGAACAUGUUAGAUGCUCAUACACACUCAGCAGCUACCCUGAGACAGGCAUUAGACGACAGAGAUAUUAAAAUUCAAAAUCUCGAGAAAAACUUGAAAGGAAUAGAGGACAAGUUAAUGCAGUCUUACCAGAGAAUAGAAGAACAGAGUGGUAACAUUACUGAAUUAAAAGAAAUAGUGGAGAGUGCUGAAGAACAGAUUGCCUUUUACAAGGAGAAAGAAGAGGUAUUAGCAAGGAAGAUAGAAAAGUUAGAGGCAGGCCUCAAAGCCAAGGAUGACGAAUUGGCUGUUGAAAAGGAGAUACACACGGUUGAAAUUGAAACUUUGAAUGUAGAGGCCAAGAAUUGUCAGGACAAUUUAGAAAUUGUUCAAGACGAGUGCACAAGACUCACGGAGCAACUGGAGGACAAAAAGUUAACUAACAACAAACUUAGAAAGGAAGUUGACAGACUUACAGAUUUACUGAAUACUAAAGAAGAGGCUAAUGCAAAAUUAAGCAGUACCUCAUUGGAGUUAGCCGAGUUGACAGAAAAGUGGAGCCAACUUGAAAGUGCACACAUGGAAAGAAUAAAUGAAAAUGCUCAACUUAAGGCCAAACUAGAUGUGGUAGACAAUGUGAAUAAAUCUAUAGGCAAUGAAUUAGAGUGCCUUAAAGCAGAAAAACACUCCUUAACAGAAAAACUGGAGUGCCAGAGUUCUGAGUUAUCUCAGUUGUUGAUGAGAUGUAAUGCAGCAGAGGUGAGGACAAAGAAGGGGGAGGUGGAGCUAAGUGAGGCUCAGUACAGACUGAUGGAACUUGACAGGAAUUUGGCAGAGAUGACAAGAGAAAAUGAGGAACUAAGGCAGAUGGAAGCUAGACUGAAAACGCUUGCAGAGAAAGACAAUGCAGAAAAGACGAGGCAAAAAGUGGAAUUAGAUACCAUGAAAACUAAACUGGGAGAUUUGUUCAAGUGCUUUGAUGUUGCAGAAGAAGAGGAGUUCAGAUUCGAUGAUCUUGUGCUAAAAGUACAAACAAUGAAAGAAGACAAUGAGAAACUUGUGGUUGAGAACAUUAAUCUAGUUGGCCACAGCAAUCAUAAACAGAAAAUCAAAUACCAUGAAAAUUUAAAGCAUGAGAAUUGUGGCCUAAAGAAGGAAAUUGAGACACUGAGGCUUAAGAACCGACAUCUUGAGGAUGAAGUAAAGGAGAUAAAGAAGCAGGUACAAAUGUCGGACAUAAAGCACAUGAAAGUUGGUGCAGUACCUCUCAAAGAGAACAUUGUACCGCAGCAUAAAGCUUUCCUCUCUGGGGACUUCACACAAAGAUCCCCACAUUAUAGUACAGUGCAACACAAAGAUAAAAAGAAAUAGAUGUGAAAGUCAUUUAUCAUUCAUAGGGAAUUUUCAUGGAUUUUCAUUUCAUAAAUACCUGGAUGUAUUUAUCAGUACCACAUUAAUGGUAACUACCUUGUGCUAUUGUUAAGGUGUGCUGGUGUUCCAGUGACUGUGUGAAGCAGUAAAUGUUAAGGCUGUGAAUGAUUUUGGGUAAUUAGAACAUAUGUUUGUGAAGGAUACUGAAGUUCUCAAGUAAUUGAAAUUAUGUUGUCAGCUGAUCAGUGCUGCUGAUGAGAACUGCUUACUUGAGACUGACAUGAAGCUGAAAUACCAGGAAACUUAAUGUAGUGUGCAGUACAUUUGCUGCUUCAGCAUUAAGACAAAAACGUGAGAUAAAUGCUAUUUAAUGUCCAAAGCUGAACUUUAGAUGAAAUACCUUUGGUCAAGCAGUAUAAAGGUAAACAAGUGAGAUAUAUUGUGUUUAUACUGACAUAAAGUUGAAAUGCGAUGAAAUUUAAUGUAGUCUGCAUUACCUGAGGACUUGCAAUAUUUAGGCAACAAGCAGGCAUAACUUGUCCUACAAAAUGUUAAGGUGAUUGAAGAUCAGUUUACUUGAUUUGUUAAUAUAAGGUUUGAUAAAAAUGUCUGAAACAAAACAAAACUUAAAAAGAGGAAGUAAAUAUAAAUAAAGGUGUAAUUUAAAAAUGUUACAUUGCACAGAAAUUAAUAUUAGCAAAAUUAUCAUGACUUUAAAACAUUUACCAUUUCAUAUUUAAUUAGUUGUUACCAUUUCUUAAUCUUACUCAGUAUUUAACUUGUGUUUUAGCUCGACUAUGCAAAGUGUAUGGAACUAUUUUACUUGCUCCGUAUGUGUUCAAAACUUUGUUUAAGUUUUAAAACACUUCCUCUUCAUCUCUGUUAUAACUGUACUUUGCUUCAGAUUUAAAAUAAUUGUUUCAAAUUAUCAACCACAUUUUGCUUGUGUCUGUAUGUAGGUAUAUUUAUUACUAAGUACUGCACUUGCUGAAAGUGCAGUUUCAGGCUGUCCUACUGUUUGAAGCUUGAAAAAAUAAUGAAAUACCAAACACCUACAACUACAUGUAUAGUUUUUGCUCAUUGUUUUAUAUCUGAAAGUUGCAUAUGUAUUUAAUUUUAUCAUGUGACAUUUAUCAUUUAUAUACAUGGAUGUUGCUGUUGUCAGUAUCAGUUUAUCAUUUAUAUACAUGGAUGUUGCUGUUGUCAGAAUCGGUUUAUCAUUUAUAUACAUGGAUGUUGCUGUUGUCAGAAUCAGUUUAUCAUUUAUGUACAUGGAUGUUGCUGUUGUCAGAAUCGGUUUAUCAUUUAUGUACAUGGAUGUUGCUGUUGUCACAGGGCACUCAUUUGGCCAUUUUUGGGACCGAAUAUGGGUACCAUUCCUCCCCUAAAAUAAUAUGUUUUUUCCCCUUUCUCAGAAGAAAAUUCCCCUGAUGAUAAGUUGUUUGACACAAAUAGAUAUUAACUCUUUUCUUUUAAUAUUAUAUAGUGCCUCUAAGGAAGAUUACUGCUGCAAUAUAGUCACAUCAGUUAGAAAUGAUUGAAAACAGUAUUAAUAAGUGUGAAAAGUAGUUACAUAUACAUGGCUCAAACUUCCCCUUUUCGUCUUAAAAUGUCGAAAAAUUCCCCUUCCUGAGGGUAUGGGUACCUGUCCCCAAAAGUUUUCUAGUGCCCUGUGUCAGAAUCAGUUUAUCAUUUAUGUACAUGGAUGCUGCUGUUGUCAGAAUCAGUUUAUCAUUUAUGUACAUGGAUGUUACUGUUGUCAGAAUCAUUGUUUUUAUUCUUCAUCAUGUAGAAACUGAUCUCUUGUUAUGUAUUUUCGUUUUGUAUGUAAAAAUAAUGAAGUUUGUAUGAUAGUUUUUAUUAUUAGAGUAAUAGGUUAAAGCAUGGAAGUAAUAGAUGUAUAGUAUUUGAUGUUUUUGGUCUACACUGAAUUCACAUCAGCAAGUGCUUUUGUAUAUAUACUGAAAAAAAAAGGAUUGGUCAGUAGAAAUACUUUGGAAAUCUGAAAGUGGAUAUUUAAAGCAGGACGUGUACCUGGGUAUGAAAAUUAGCAAAGCCUGAAAUUGUAUUUGGAUAUGUAGCAGACAGAAUCGAAGAUUAAAUUCAGCACAUGUAUAGCAACUUAAAUGUAAUUAUACUGCUAUGUCUCAUCUAAAUUGUUCUUCUUUCAAAGUAAAUGGAGGUAAUUUGCUGACUUAAAAACAACAACUUUAUAGAUCUUUAAAAAAAAUAUUGAAACCUUACCUGAUGUUAUAGACGUGCAUGUAUAAAAUAGGUGCGCAAGUUCGUAUCAUGAUAAAGACUCCUGCAAGGUUUCAUAAAUUUAUAUCAAAUACUUUUCGAGCUGGGUGCGUCACAAACUUUGGACGGACGCACAGAUGCACGGACAAGACCAAAUCUGUAUGCCCCCACCACUCAUUGGGAUGGGGGGUGGGGGGCAAAUAUUUUGAAAAUUAGGCAAAUAAAAAAGAUAAGUUCAUGAACUUGACUUUUGGUAGACUGUUUUGAAAAACUUGGGACCUCACAGGUUUUCACAAUGGAAGUUUACUGGAAAAUUACAAAUUUGAUGACAUUGUUAAAAUAUUUUUUUUCUACAUUGUAGAUUUUAAUGAAACUACAUAACUAAGUUGUAAAUUACCACAGUCUGUAUUAAAUAUGGUAAUGUAAAAUGUGUAAGUCUAUAUGCUUGUAUUUUUAGAUAUUUUCUUGUGAUUCAGAUCAGCAGAUUUUAAGACAUUAUUUAGAAUUAUUAGAUGUGCCAGACUUGUUAAUAUCAUAUUUUAAUAAUCUUGCGGGUAGUUAUUAAUUCAUGAAGUGAGUUUCGUUUUGGUAUGCCAAACACAAACUUUAUUCUACUUUUUCUGGAUAAAUUGUUUUUGUCAUUAUAUCUAUUUUUUCAGAUUUGCAGAACUACCUUAUUGCGUAUGAUCUGUUUCAUUUGUUAAGCUUGUUUUCUCCUGUGUAUGCUCUUCCUUUCUUUUUUCCUUUCUUGCUGUCAUUCUGUCUCUCAUUUUACAUCUUAAUGAAUUAAAAAAUGUCAGAAAUUAACCAUUAAAUAUAUAUGAAAAUGUAUCCAUAAUAUAAUACUGAAUUGAG